Vitrella brassicaformis is the source of this 346-nucleotide messenger RNA. The record is from the annotation of a GenBank genome assembly. Lineage: Eukaryota; Vitrellaceae.
CUAAGCUCGCAGCUAAACGGUAAACAACAUGAAGGACGACGCCCUCUCCGACACCCCAUCGAGUGCCUUGACUGUGGUGCACACGGAGAUGACACAACAGGAGAUAGCCAGCCAUGAGCGGACCAAGCAACAGCUCAUCGACGAGAUCAGCAGACAGAGAGACGAGUACAAGCCUGGUACAAGCGGGAGAGAGAUGAGUGGAAGCAGCGGUGUCAGCAGGCAGAGGCCGAAUGCAGAGACUGGAAGCGGCGGUGCGAGGAGGUACACACAACCACACGAAAGAUGACGGACACGUGUGCGGGGAACUGGUGUGUGGCCGUGCCUCUGCAGGCCGAGACGAAGCUGA